Molecule: messenger RNA, 1659 nt
Organism: Aspergillus sclerotioniger CBS 115572
Lineage: Eukaryota; Fungi; Ascomycota; Eurotiomycetes; Eurotiales; Aspergillaceae
Product: aromatic amino acid and leucine permease
Exons: 1
Coding region: 1-1626 (541 amino acids)
Biological process (GO): amino acid transmembrane transport
Cellular component (GO): membrane
Molecular function (GO): amino acid transmembrane transporter activity
Source: RefSeq, a predicted model, not a curated record
AUGGAUCGUUCCAGUACCCCUGAGAAGAAACCUCAUUAUAUCGAUGAAGAAGAUGGGGACCUUGAGGCCGCCGCCGCCUCCCAGCUGGAUGAGGCUCAGGUCUUCCAGCAAGGCCUUCACCAGCGCCAUAUUCAGAUGAUUGCCCUGGCCGGCACCAUUGGCACGGGUCUGUUUCUGAGUUCGGGACGCGCCAUUGCCCAUGCCGGACCGUUGGGAGCGUUUCUGGCCUACUCGAUCAUGGGACUGGCGGUGUCGAGCGUGGUGUUUGCGGUGGGAGAAAUGGGGGCGUUGGUGCCGCUGGCCGGCGGGGUGAUUCGCUACGCCGAGAUCUUCGUCGACCCCGCCCUUGCUUUCGCCAACGGAUGGAACCAGAUCUAUUCCUACCUCGUAUCGAUUCCCUCGGAGAUUGUCGCUGCGGCGGUGGUCAUUGAGUUCUGGACCACCAUCAACAACGCAAUCUGGAUCACGGUGUUUGGGCUGCUGAUGUUGAUCACAGCCCUGCUGUUUGUGCGCGUCUACGGCGAGCUGGAAUUCGGGUUCUCCAUCCUCAAGAUCAUGCUCGUCAUUGGCAUUAACCUCAUGGCCCUUGUGAUCACCUGCGGUGGUGGCCCUAACCAUACCAGCAUUGGCUUCCGUUACUGGCGCGACCCGGGCCCUUUCGUUCAGUACCUUAACAUCGGCGGCUCUCUGGGACGAUUCCUCGGUUUUUGGACGGCAUUGAACAGCGCGCUAUACUCCUACUCGGGCAUCGAAAACAUUACGAUCGCGGCGUCGGAAACACGCUCACCCCGUCGGUCGAUUCCCAUGGCCGCGCGGCGCAUCUUCGUCCGGAUCCUGCUGUUCUACGUUUUGACCAUGUUUAUGAUCGGACUGGUGGUGCCAUCCAACGACCCUGACUUGCUGGGAUCCUCGGGCACAGCGUCCGAGUCGCCUUUUGUGAUUGCGGCGCGCAAUGCUGGCAUCAAGGUGGUGCCGUCGAUUAUCAACGCGGUGGUGCUCACGUCGGCAUGGUCGUCAGGCAACUCCAACAUGCUGGGGGGGUCACGCGUGAUGUACGCCAUGGCUGCAGAGGGCCAUGCCCCGAAGUGGUUCAUGCGGAUGAACCGGUUCGGCAUUCCUUGGGUGGCCGUGACCAUUCUGGGCAUCUUCAUGGCACUGGGCUACAUGACGCUGUCCAGCUCAGCCAGUACAGUGUUCACCUGGCUGCAGGAUAUUGUCUCCAUUGCCACCUUGGUGAACUGGGGAUGCAUCUGCAUUGUGUAUUUACGGUUUUACUACGCAUGCAAGAAGCAGGGCAUCGAUCGACACAAGGAGCUACCCUGGGCGGCGCCCUUCCAGCCGUGGAGCACAUGGAUUACCUUGGGGCUUUUCAGCAUUUUGUUCCUGACGGGCGGCUACACGACAUUUAUCCACGGGCACUGGGAUACUGAGACUUUCAUCUCUUCGUAUCUCAACGUGCCGAUUAUCUUUGUGUUGUACUUUGGUUACAAGUUGUGGAUGAAGUCGAAGAUUAUCCCGUUGGAGGCAGUGCCGGUGCGGCCAUUCAUCCAACAUUACCAGGAAAACCCAGAGCCGGAGCCAGAGCCCAAACGGGGGUGGCAGCGAUUGAACUUUUUGUGGUCUUGAUUUCUCUCUGUUAUGUAUAUGUGUAUUUAGCCG